This is a messenger RNA of Durotheca rogersii, 1666 nucleotides long. RefSeq lists its product as uncharacterized. NCBI's taxonomy places the organism in Eukaryota, Fungi, Ascomycota, Sordariomycetes, Xylariales, Xylariaceae. The record is from RefSeq and is a predicted model, not a curated record. The transcript is spliced from 2 exons. Bases 158 to 1582 code for a protein of 474 amino acids.
ACUUAUCCAUCCUAUCGAUUUAGAGGUACUGCGUCGCGACUCCUCCCUACUUCCGAUCCCUGCUCUGGCAUCCCCGAGGGCUCGCUUUCUGCGCAACACCACUCGUGGUUAUGACCAGCACUCGGUUGCAACUUGACGGUUCUCCGUAUCACUCAACAUGAGUAUUGCGUGGGAAUGCCGUGAUCAGGCCGAUCAGGCCGAGAUAUACUAUAACCAUCCGCUGCGUGCUAAGGUUAGACGCCUCGAAGACGAGAAUCUGAACCUAAAGCGACUGCUUCGAGAGAAUGGCAUCUCGUGGCAGAUUCGCCCCAAGCUCUCUCAGAAGUCGGUGACCCGAGUAACCCGCUCCUCCAGCAAGGCCCAAUCCGCCUCCCUUCCGCAUCUUCCGGUUGAGGUCCAGCUCCGGAUCCUCUCUUACGCGCUAACUAGUCCUCAUGCCAUUGUUGACCCGCUUUGCAAGCUCAAGCAAGAGCAUAUGUCAACGCGGGAGAAAUCCAGGACUCAUUUCCUGGCCAUCCACUUCCUCGCUACCUGCAGGGCUUACUAUAUCGAAGGCACCAAGCUUCUAUGGACCAACAAUUCUUUCAUAUUUACUUCCCCUGAAGCGCUGAGGAAUUUUGCCGAGAUCGACCUCAACUUUCGACGCGAGAUCAAGGAGGUCAACUUCCGCGUCAUUGCCAGGUUCUACGAUGACGAGGACCGUACCCACCGAAUUGACCGCCGUCAUCACCCUGACAUUAGAAAGCCCAUCACUUUGACUGUGCACCGACGCCCCAAAGAGAACACGUUAGCUCGCCGCGGUUUUCGAACGUACGGUUGGUACCAGCUCGUCGACUUUUUAGCAGCACUGCUACCCCCUUUUGAUCCUUCGUCUAUCACCCCGUGCGUGGCCUCGACAAUUCCGAGCCCUACUCCGCCGCCCAAGUUGCUUCCGUCUCUGGAGAAACUUCGUAUUGAUUUUGUCAACUUCGGCGAGGACCUGUUCAACCACCCGCCCCCCCAGCUGCACGAGCUCGCCUCUCACCAGUUCGGGUGCACCCUAAACGAGUUGGUCUUGACCGGUCUCCCUAACGACGAAACCGGCCUUCGAGUAAGUAGCGAACUAUCCGGCCUCUUAAAGGACGAGGGCCUUCUCAUCGACCACGCCCCAACCAUGGUUUCUCUCAAGAACUUUCUGCGCCCCCUCAAUUGUGAUACGGUCGGAUGUCACUACUCGGCCAAGGUAGUUCGAGGAAUGCGAACGGUUAGCGAGCAGCAAUACCACGAUGACGUCCACGCCCAUUUCUUCGGCGUCGAUUUCCCGCCCGCGCCAGAGGACGAGGGCGAGCCGCCUUACUCCCCCUUCCACUCGUGCCGAACCAUCUGGAAGAAGGUACCGGUGAGGCUUGACGACGGUGACGAGCGCAAGUGGGAGCUGUUCGACAGGAUAAGCGGGUCGCCGUGGACCGAAGUCGCGGAAGACGUGACUUUGUUCGACCACGUUCGGGACAACGAUUUCAUGGUCUGCGACAACUGCGGCGAGACGCACCCCGGAGCCAUCAUUCCCAUGGACAUGAUGGAUCUCUACGACGAGGACCUGUGAACAAUACACACCCGCAUAUACUCUGAGGACUUGGCCCCCUUUCCCCCCUCCCCGACACAGUUGUACAACUAUUACGAACGACGC